AUGAAUUUGUGUAACAAUCCGACUCGGAUUGUGCCCGAUAAGUCCGAGUAUGCAGCAUUAAAACAACCUCAAGCACAAGGCCCAUCAAGGAUCCUCCUUUUUGCUUAUCCACCCAUUAAAAUGGCCAAGGACCAAAAGACCACCCAAAAGCGUUCCACCCUCGCUGAUGUCGUUACCCGUGAAUACACCAUUCACUUGCACAAGCACGUCUUUGGUCGCUCUUUGAGAAAGCGUUCUCCCCACGCUAUCAAGGCUGUCAAGGCUUUUGCCGAAAAGGCUAUGGGUACCAAGGACGUCCGUCUUGAUCCUUCUUUGAACAAGGCUAUCUGGUCUCGUGGUGUCAAGCACAACAACCACCGUAUCCGUGUCCGUAUCGCCCGUAAGCGUAACGACGACGAAGAUGCUAAGGAAAAGUUGUACUCUUACGUUACCUACGUUCCCAUUGCUGACUUCAAGGGUCUUCAAACCGAAGUUGUUGAAGAUGAAAACUAA
Molecule: messenger RNA, 492 nt
Organism: Gilbertella persicaria
Lineage: Eukaryota; Fungi; Mucoromycota; Mucoromycetes; Mucorales; Choanephoraceae
Product: ribosomal protein L31e-domain-containing protein
Exons: 3
Coding region: 1-492 (163 amino acids)
Biological process (GO): cytoplasmic translation
Cellular component (GO): ribosome; cytosolic large ribosomal subunit
Molecular function (GO): structural constituent of ribosome
Source: RefSeq, a predicted model, not a curated record